AUGGUGAACCUAUCUGAAGAUUGUGGAAAUAGCAGGAGUGUGGACUUUAGAAAGGUGUUUGUGAGAGGUAAGUGUGUUUCAUUCUCUCCUUCUGUGAUUAAUAAAUUCUUAGGAAGAACAGAUGUAGCUCAACCUGAGCGUGAAGUGACAGACAACAAAGUUUGUCAAGUGAUCACAGCCAAGCAGGUAAACAGCUGGCCCCCGAAAGAGAAACUGACGGCAAGUAAGUUGAGCAUCAUAUAUGCAAUGCUUCACAAGAUAGGAGCAUCUAAUUGGGUACCAACGAAUCACAAGUCCACUAUUUCAACUGUUCUUGGCAGAUUUAUGUAUGCUGUAGGAACAAAGGCGAAGUUUGACUAUGGAACAUAUAUUUUCGACCAAACUAUGAAGCAUGCUGGAAGCUUUAGUGUUAAGGGUCCAAUUUCCUUUCCAUCCAUUCUGUGUGGCAUAAUUCUGACUCAGUAUCCCAACAUUCUCAAUGAGCAUGAUGUAGUAUGCAAAAGAGAGAGCCCUUUGGCUUUCCACUAUAAAUUGUUUCAGGGUACGCAUGUUCCAGACAUUGUCAUGACAUCGGCUGAAACAUCCAAGUCUGGAGCAUCAGUCAGUAAAGCAGAAGUCAUAACAAUGUUAAAAGAGACCUGCAAAGAGCUGGAAGCUAGGAAAAUAUCCCUUGAAAAGAUGAUAAGCACUCUGGAAAUGAAUGAGAAUGAGGAUUUGGCAGAUGCUGAAAAGAUGGCAGAUGAAGAUAUGGAAGAAGAGAGUACCAGUCCUACUGAUGGCGCUGCGAAAGGAAGUUAUGUAGACACCUCAAGUGGGUCUGACUCCGGGAAGUAA
Vicia villosa (hairy vetch) is the source of this 834-nucleotide messenger RNA. RefSeq lists its product as uncharacterized. The coding region runs from base 1 to 834 and encodes 277 amino acids. The transcript has a single exon. The record is from RefSeq and is a predicted model, not a curated record. NCBI's taxonomy places the organism in Eukaryota, Viridiplantae, Streptophyta, Magnoliopsida, Fabales, Fabaceae.